Molecule: messenger RNA, 10964 nt
Organism: Dreissena polymorpha
Lineage: Eukaryota; Metazoa; Mollusca; Bivalvia; Myida; Dreissenidae
Product: tetratricopeptide repeat protein 28-like
Exons: 16
Coding region: 352-9753 (3133 amino acids)
Molecular function (GO): protein binding
Source: RefSeq, a predicted model, not a curated record
GUGAUAGAUCGACCGGCUAAUCAAAAUACACAGCGGGAUAUUACGAACUGGACUGGCGAAUUGAUGAAUCGAAACCGUAAUUAUUGUUCAAUGAAACUUGAAAAUAUAAUUGUGCCUGGUGAUUUCAAAAUAAAUUCCUAUCGGGUCAGAGCGUGUCAUUAUAUUGGAUUAAUUAUUUAGAGAAUUUUAGAUCACCAGAGGUUUAUACAAAAUGGCGGAAUAAAACACAUUAGAAAAUGUCCAAAUGUAAACAAAGUGUGUGACAAGCAUAAUGUUGUGAAGCGUGGGUUUAGCAUUAGGAAUAACGUUUGUGUCUGGGCUCAGAAUCAUGCAUGGAAUUAAAUAAUAGUCAUGGAAAGUAAUCACAAGCAAAAGAAGAAAGAUAAGCCUGAUUAUGCACGCCAGUCAUCCACAGGCUCCGCCUCCAGCAGCAUGCAUAUUCAAAUACACGAUGGAGUCUCUGCCCACAGUCAGGCACUUUUUGUCCAGAAGGUGCGGGAAAGUUAUGAUGCUGUUGGUAGAGGUGAUUUUCAGACAGCAAUUAAGGCAUACUCUGAGGCCAUUGAUCUCGAGCCCACCAAUCAUGUGCUAUACACAAACAGGGCUGCUGCCUACGCCAAGAUACAGCAGUUCCAGAAGAGCCUUGUAGAUGCUAGAAAAUCAAGGGAGCUCAACCCAAAAUGGGCUAAGGCAUACAUUCGUGAGGGCUCGGCACUCCAACUGCUGGGUCAGCACGCGGACGCGCUGGCGGCAUUCGCUGCCGGUCUGGCCCAGGACACCAACAACACCGCGCUGCUAACGGGGCUAACAGAGGCUGCUGUGAAAUGUCCGCUUAAAGAGCGCCUGGAACCAAUCUUUCAGCAGCUCCAACAGCUCAAGCUGGACAAGAGCCCGUUUGUCAUCAUCUCUGUGAUUGGUCAGGAGCUGUUGCAGGCCGGCCACUACCAAGCCUCCACACAGAUGCUCGAGUCUGCACUGCAUAUCGGAACAUGCAGCCUCAAGCUACGGGGGUCUGUGUUCUCCGCGCUCAGUAGCGCGUUCUGGGGCCUCGGCAACAUCGACAAGGCCAUUGUCUACAUGCAGAAAGACCUCCAGGUUGCCAAGAAUCUAGGUGAUGCGGAUGGUGAGUGCAGAGCCUAUGGUAACUUGGGGUCUGCCUAUUUCUCCAAGGGAAACUACAAAGAGGCACUGUCACACGACCGGUUCCAGCUAGUUCUAGCAAUGCGGCUGAAAGACCGGGCAACUGCAACCUCAGCGCUGGGUCGGCUGGGGCAUGUGUACACUGCCAUUGGAGAUUACCCAAACGCUCUUCAGAGUCACAAACAGUGCGUGCUGCUGCUGAAACAGAGCAAUGAGAGACUGCUCGAGGCACGAGAGAUUGGCAACGUCGGGUCAGUGUACCUGGCUAUGGGAAACUUUGAAAGUGCUGUUGAGUGUCACUUGGAACACUUGAAAAUUGCUAAAAGUUUGAAGCAUAGUGUUGAGGAGGCUAGAGCCUUAAGCAAUCUUGGCAGUGCAUAUCAUUAUAAAAGGAAUUAUGAAAAGGCGAUAGUGUAUCAUAAGCAGGUACUCAAAAUUGCUGAGCAGAAAAAUGACAAGUGUUUAGAAGCCCGUGCUUAUGCUGGGCUUGGGCAUGCAGCAAGAUGCAUGCAGGACUUUGCAAUGUCCAAGACGUACCAUGAAAGACAAUUGGACAAUGCUCUUCAGACCCGAGAUAGGGUAGCUGAGGGGCGAGCGUGCUCAAAUCUGGGAAUUAUCUUCCAUCAGUUGGGUGAAUAUGAAGCUGCUUUGAAAUUACAUAAAGUACAUUUAGACAUUGCCAAGGAGUUGGGUGAUAAAGCUAGUCAAGGAAGAGCACUCGGAAAUAUAGGUAAUGCAUAUUGUGCUUUGAAUAAGUAUGAACAGGCAAUAAAGUAUCACAAGCAGGAAUUAGCAAUAUCCACUGAAGUGAAUGAUCGGCAUUCAGAGGGCUCCACGCAUGGCAACCUCGCUGUUGCAUAUCAGACUUUAAAGAUGUACGAAAGUGCUCAUCAACAUUAUGUCGCUCACCUGAACAUUUCCAGGGAGUUAAAGGACUCACACAGUGAGGCUAGGGCCGUGUGCAAUCUGGGGAAUUUCCACAGUUCUCGAGGAGAGUACACAAAUUCAAUACCAUACUAUGAACAAUAUUUAAUGCUUUCUCAGGAAUUACAUGAUUCGGAAGGUGAGGCAAAAGCAUGUUUUUGUCUCGGUUAUGCGCAUUGCGCUCUCAGCAAUUAUCUAGAAUCUGUCAGAUAUUACAAACAAGACUUGUCUAUUGCUCAGGAAAAGGACAACAAGCUCGGAAUAGCAAGGGCUUUCUGCAAUCUGGGUCUUGCCCAUAAAGCUUUGAACAAUUUCAAAGAAGCUCUGGAAUGCCAAAAAGAGUGUUUGAAACUGAUGACUUCCUUGAAAAAUAUGAAAGGCAAAUUUAGAGCCCUUGGAAAUAUAGGUGACAUAUUGCUAAAAACCGGUGAAACUAGUGAAGCAAUUCAGUACUAUACUCAACAGUUACAGUUGGCCAAGCAGUGCAACAAUCAGGAUAUGACGGCUGCUGCGAAUGGGGCCAUGGGGUCAGCACAUCGGUCCCUGCAGCAGUAUGACAAGGCCCUUGCCUUCCACACGCAGGAGCUGAGCAUUCGCCAGGACAUGAAUGACAAGAAAGGUGAAUGCAGGGCACAUGGCAAUCUGGGGAGUGUUCACAUGUGCUUAGGCAAAUACAUGAAUGCAUUUAAAUGUUACGAGGAACAGUUAGAAAAGAGCCGUGAGCUUCAGGACAGCGCUAUGGAGGCCAAUGCGUGUGGAAAUCUUGCCAUUACCAAAAUGAACAUGGGAAAUUUUGAGGAAGCUAUAGGCCUGUUUGAACAACAGUUGGCAAUGUUGGAACAAGUGCAUGGGAAUAAUGCUACUUUCGAUCGUGGCAGGGCUUUUGGUAACCUAGGAGAUUGUUAUGAAGCCCUCGGCGACUUUGAGGAGUCUAUCAAAUGUCAUGAACAGUAUCUGGCAAUAGCUCAAAGCGCAGGACACAACUCAGACCAGGACAGGGCAUAUAGGGGCCUUGGAAACGCUCACAGGUCUGUUGGAAAUCUUCAACAAGCUCUUGUGUGUUUUGAAAAGCGCCUGGUUGUUGCUCACGAACUGAACAGUGAGACAGCUAAGGCAUCAGCAUACGGUGAACUUGGCUGCCUGCAUAGCCUGCUGGGGAACUUUGAGCAGGCAAUAUCGUGUCUGCAGCACCAGCUGGCCAUUGCCCAACAGAUGGAGGACAGGCUGUGUGAGGGGGAUGCAGCCUGUGGGUUGGGAGGGGUCUACCAACAGAUGGGAGAGUAUGACAAGGCUCUGGAGUACCAUCAGAUGGACCUGCAGAUAGCAGAGGACACCAACAACAAGACGUGCCAAUGCCGUGCCUAUGGUAACCUGGGUCUGUCCCACGAGUCACUGGGUGGAUAUGAGCGUGCAAUCAGAUACCAGGAGCAGCAUCUGAGUAUUGCAGCUGAGAUGAAUGACCGCGUGGCAAAAACUCUAGCCUACAGCAGUUUAGGCCGAGUCCACCACGCUCUCAACAACCACCAAAAGGCAGUGGAGUACCUGCGUCAGGGUCUCCAGAUAGCGGAGCAGCUGGGGCGCAUGGAGGACGAGGCCAAGAUACGCCACCGCCUGGGACUCGCGCUCUGGGGCAAUGGGAACCACGAGGAGUGUCAGCAGCAGCUCUACAAGGCCUCCGAGCUGUUUGAGAGUAUUCGACGGGAUGCACAGUUUAACAGCGAGUACAAGCUGUCACUGUUUGAUCUGCAGACAGCGUGCUACCAAGCGUUGCAGCGCGUCUUAGUCACCCUGAACAGACACCCUGAGGCUCUGGUGGUGGCUGAGAGGGCCUGCACCCGGGCAUUCAUAGACCUCCUGAUGGAGAGACAAACAGGAAGUGAUGGUUUCUAUGGAAACCAUGUAAGCGACCCUCCACCCAUCACCACAGACCAGAUUACAAGCAUAGUACAGAGGCAGAAGAGCAUGGUGCUGUACUUCUCUGUAGCAUCGGGCUUCUUGUACAGCUGGCUAAUGACACCCAGAGAUGGUAUAGUGAAAUUCCACGAGACAAGUAUGACAGACAUUGAGAAUGAGGUGGACGCUGGCGACAACAUCAGUAUGAAGUCUAGCGUGAGUUUCUCUGCGUGCUCGCUGCUAGACAACAUGGUCGGCCAGAUACGAGAGUCCAUGGGAGUGGAGUCGCACGCUCCUAGCGGUCUACAUAGGGGAGCUUCCAGGUCUGUGAGCCUGAAUGACAGCACCCUUGACAUCGAGGACAGCUGGGAGCAGCAGCUGGAAGAGCUUGGGGACAAAUUGAACGCAGAGAACGACCGCACUGGCUUUCUGCGCAUCGUGAACCGCAACCACCUCUUCAACAGCAGCAACUACAGCCUCGGCAGUAUGCUCAGUGUCAACGCCAGUCUCAACUUGUCUUAUCCUGGCGGCGGUUUGAGUCGUAAGGGUAGCGUGAAAAAUAAGUUUGGGAACCAGUCAGCGAUAUCGGCCCUCUAUCAUCUCCUUAUUGAACCCUUUGAGGACACAAUGAGAGAGAAAGUGGAGGAGGUGGGCUCAACUUCCAAUGAUCUUAUUCUGGUUCUGCAAGGUGAUCUGUUCUUGAUUCCAUUUUCUGUGCUUCGCAAGGAUCAAACUAUGGAAUAUUUAUUUGAAAGAUUCAAUUUGAUUGUGGUGCCCUCCUUGUCAUCAUUACAAAACAGCAAGAACGAACGACAAGGUCGACCUGUGAUAGAUUCAUCAGGUGCAGUGGUUGUGGGUAACCCAAAACUUACAUCUUCCAUUUGCCAUCACUGGCACCUACAGGACAUUCCUUCAUCCGAGUAUGAAGCAAGAAUUGUGGGUGAAAUAUUGACAGCUAGGCCUCUGAUUGGCCAGGAAGCCACAAAAGGUGCUGUGCUCAAUCAAAUCGAACAAGUGGAAGUGAUACACUUUGCUGCCCACAUUUCGUGGAAACUUUCGUCUGUGAUACUGUCCCCAGGGGAGGUUGCCUCCCAUCCUCCAGCCAGAUUUCCAACCAUCGAUUCGGAUGACAGUGCAAGUGACAUCAGCACGUUUGACGGACCAUCGCUGGCAGAAUAUCUCCUCACAGCAGCUGACAUACUGAACUUGAAACUCCAUGCUAAACUUGUGGUUCUGAGUUCUGGGUACACAGAUGAUCGUGCUGGACGCAUCAACACUGACGGAGUGGUAGGCUUGACAAGGGCCUUGCUGUCUGCAGGGGCCCAGGCGGUCCUGUAUUGUCUGUGGCCGGUACCAGACCAGGCCUCCAAACUCCUCAUGAGAACUCUCUAUCUAGGCCUGCAGGAAGGCAAAUGUGUGUCCCAGGCAUUGACGUUUGCGGUCAAAACCGUACAGUGCACCAAGCAAUUCUCCCACCCGUCCAACUGGGGAGGCUGGGUUCUGAUAGGCCAGGAUGUGAGGUUGAGCAGUAAGGUUGCCCAGAUGGGACACGCCAUCUGUGAGCUGCUACAGAACCCCUCCCAGUGCAGGGAGGCCAUGCGAGUGCUCCUACAUCUGAUUGAGAAGUCCUUGCAGCGUAUCCAUCAGGGCUCCAAGAACUCCAUGUACACAACUGCACAGUCCAUAGAGAACAAGGUGGGCGGGCUCAAUGGAUGGAAGGACCUCCUGCAGGCCGUAGGGUUCAGGUUUGAGCCCUCCCUCAAUGGUCUCCCACCGGCCGUAUUCUUCCCGCAGAGUGAUCCUGGGGACAGGCUGACUCAGGCCUCGGCCAGCUUGCAGGCGUUGCUAGGUCUACCACCAGGAAGUUGUCAAGCUUUCGCCAAGUUCUUGAACAAUUAUGAGGCAGGGGAGGCAAUCAUCAGAGUUAUGCGGGACAUCCUGAGCAAGAUGGCUGCCAAGGACUCCAACAUGGAUGUGAAGGUCAAUGUGAAGCUGUGGCGUGUCAACGGCUGCCAUGAAUUCCUCGCCUCACUCAGUAUGGACCUCGUUGAAGUGGGAAAUGAUGACAUCACAUUACGUCUGGGCAAGCAGGCCAACAAACGCCACCUGCAGUUUGCUCUGCAGUCUUUGGUUGCUGUUUUUGACACCCAAGAGGCACCUCGCUCCCUGAACAUUGACAGCUCGAGCAGCCUCGAGAGCCUGUCUUCCUCCCACAGUGGCUCCACCUCGACCUCCAACUUCUCCAAGGGCAGCACCCCACCCCUCUCCCCCCGCGGAAAGAAGAAGUCCCUGUUCAACCCAGCCGAGAUGGAGAAGAUGAGGAUCAGGAACAGCCGCAUGAGCCAGGGUGGUCUUACUGGUCGUAAACUGUUACCAGGGAAGUCACCGCGGGCGGUGAGCAGUGAUCCAGCCCUGUGUUUGCAGUACCAAAAUCAGAUCAAAACCAUGUACCGUUCCCAGUCCAACAGUCCCCAUGAGAUCUCUGUGGUCGCCCUUAGUGACAGUGACACAACUGCCAGCCCUACCUUGGGAAGCAGCUCUGCUAGUGAUAAAUUCCAGGAUUUACAACAUGCCGAGCCAUUCAGUCUAAGUUUUGAUGGUCGCAGUGACAAAAGUGGCUAUAGUGGCAAUAGCGAAAAGAGUGGGAAUGAAACUUUUACAAAGGCUUCUGCAUUGACUGGUGAUGAUGUAAAUGAUAAGACAUAUAUUGAGGAUGAGCAAGAGGAGAGGAGAGACUUAAUGUUCACAAGAAAUGGUGAAAAUAGGCAUUCUGAUAUGUCUGACAAUAGCAGUAUAAGUCAAGGCAUUCAAGCUGACAAGGAUAUGCACAAACCAGAAUCAGACAUGUCUGAUGUGAGCAUGACGUCUGAAGGUCGCUUGACCCCCAGGAAUCAGAAAGAUCUGGAGCAUUUCCUUCAAGUAACUGAUGAGUCUGGUAUUGUCUCUGAGACGACAUCGUCCAAUCACAGUGAGGCUUCACAACAAAGUGAUCAGACCAACUACAGGUUUGAUCCAGCAGAGAUUGCACAGAAGAUCAUGACAGAUGUUUCCGACAAAAAAUCUGCCCUGGAAUCAAUGCAGAUGUUCAGUCGCAUACAAACUCAGAAAGAAGUUGACUUUAUGAGAAAUGAGUUUCAAAGACAGACUUCAGAAAAUAGUGCUAAACAAAGUUCCAACGAAAGAUUAUCAGAGGCAAGUUCUGUUGUCUCUGUUAACUCUGUACAGACUAAAAUCAGUGCUCUGUCUGGAGCAAACAUUUCAGCAUUUUCAAGUCCUGCUCAUAAACCACGCAUUCCACCACCAGUGGCUUCCAAGCCAAGUUCAUACAAGUCCAACUCCACAGGACUGAGAGAAAAAUCCUCCAAAGUACUGAACCUUUCUGAAGCAUCAAAUGUUGAAAAAUCACCUGUAGCAAAUGACCAUUCAAUAUCUACAAAACUUCCACCAAAGCCAUUCACAGGUUCAGUACUAAAUCCCACAGCUUUCUCCACAGCACCUAUAGUGUUGAGUAAAAAAGACAGCUUCACUUCCAGCACAAGUGCAGGCUCUACUAUGUCAUUCAGCUCAUUCCGACCCUCGGGGAGAGCACCCGUCUCUGACACAAGCUCAUUCCACCGUCCAGAUAGCUCCACCAGCACCAGCAGCUAUUGCUCUACUCCCACCUCCAUACAAACUGUCAUCUAUCGACCCCAUGGGGACAAGAAGACAGCCCCAGAUUCACCGUGUGUUGUUUCUUAUGACUCUUCCAGUGACCAGACCUCUGGUUCUGGAUCAGCAAGCACCAUGACACCUGUCAGCGAGUCUACCAGCCAAGUAGGCAUCGUUUCCAGCUUGAAGCGUGAUUCCUCCCCAGCACUGAGUUCCAGUUCAUCGACUUCUGGAACAAGUGGAAAGCAGAAGAAGAAAGUUAGCUUCUCUGAUUCUGAUCCAUCUGACACCCCUUCACCAUUAGACUCGAGUUCAAGCUCAACUCAUUUAUCAUACUUUGAUUUCACAAAAUCAACACUGACUGGAUCUGUCUCAAGCAAUCUUGCACAAAAUCGCUACUUGCCACAAAGCUCAUCAAACAGUUCAUUGGAAAGUGCUGGAUUUCACAAGAGCUAUGGUAGUGCAGUGCGUCCACCACCGCCCAGUUAUCAGUAUGCAAUCAGAAACUCUCAGUUACUUCUCAGUAAAUCACUAGAUGAGAAGACAUUCAGGCCCGCACUUCAGAAACAGUUAUCUAGUCAGAGUGUGUCCCCAGGUUCCUCACUGAACAGUUCCCUCGAUGAAAUGAGCCGUUUCACUCAUGGGCAGCAGUCCCCUAGAUCGGUCAUGCAAGGAAUGGCACACACAUCAGCAGCCUACCCCCAGAUUGGCCCUUCAGGCAGUCCUUCUUCACCACAACAUUAUUCCCCACAAAGCCAGCCAACCCAGUUCAAUGGGCCAAAUUUGACUGGUCAGUAUAAUAAUGGACAACCCCAGUUUUACCAAAGUAGACAACCACAAGUGAGUGGCUACAAACACCAGUUACCCCAGCGUGUUCUUCAUCCAGUUAGCCCAGGUCAUGGCUCCAACACAACACCUGAGAUUCCACCAAGAGGUAUUCUUCCACAGAGACCCUCCAAUAUCACAAUUAAUAGCAGAUCGCCAAACUUCCCAAAUAUGUCGCCAGGACAUUCUCAUGUCCAGACAGUUCACAGUGUGCCUAUUUUACCGUCCCAAGGCACCAACAGGCUAGUCAUGUCCCCUAUAAAGGAGGGAAUUCCACUGAUGAAUGUCAAUUUCAGUAGCCAGGAUGCCAGAUUCUCUCAAAACUCUGUCACCUCGCCCACACGACCUGUUGUGCUUUCUCAGCCUGUGCAAUUGGACCACGGUGCAACCCGGCAUGAUCAGUACCAGCUUCCGGCCUCUAAGGAGCCAUCAGGUACUUCCUUCCCCAACUAUAGUGGCCAAUCAGGGAUGGCUUAUCAGCGAAGCCAGUCCAUGGAUUACAUCAGCCAGUACAGCAGACAGAAUCCUAGCAAGCCUUUGUCUCACAGCUAUGAGAUGACGGACUUUCCACCUCAAUUUUCACAGUCACACACAAACAUAAGUCAAAACACAGCGGUGUUAGACAGAAGUCAGGGCUAUCCAUCAACAAAUGACAGUUUGCGUCAGGCUAUUUCAAAUCUGUCUCUUGGUCAUCAAGCAAAGAGACGACCCCCUGUCCCACCAGCUAGAAUUGACAGCUGGGAGAACAUGGACAAACAUGUCAAUGGAAUGUCUAUGGUUCAGGAAAACAUCCGACAGACUCCUUCAAUGCAGCAUGUGUAUCCCCAGAAUAGCCAGUCUGAACUAAUCCGGGGCCACUUAAUAUUUGGACAGCCGGGCAGUUCAUUGUCAGCACCUAAAUAUACUGGGGAGAAUGGUCAAGUGUCUAUGGGUCAGUUAAUGCAGGGGGUUCAUGGGCAAACUUCUAUGAACAUGUACAUUCAAAAUAGCGACACUGCCUCUACUACAACACCACACAAUGCAGUUCACAGAACACAGGUCAUCGCCAACGGACACUGUGCCCCCAGCACCUCACAUGCCCAUAGCAGCAUGAAUGGCUUUACUCAGCAGCAACCCAGCAAUCCCAGUCUGAUGUACAGGCCUCCUGAGCCUAGGGUGCCCCAGACGGAGAUCAUGCCCCUGCCACUCACCAAUGGAACUACCCACAGGCCGGACCACACCCCCAUGUCACCUACUGUCAAUGGACCCCUGCAUCGGAUAGGAAUCGGCACUGACAAGAAGAGCUUUGCAAGAACUAAUGUUAUUCAGGCAUCAAAGUGUUGAUAGUUUGAACAGUGCAUAUGUGAUAAUCAAUGUUGCAUGUUUGUGGCCAGUAAGCAUACAGGCAUUUGUACUUGAGUUAAUUGAGAUACAAACAAGUUAAGACUUCUUUGUUGUGUUUAAUGGUUUUAAGUUAUUGCUCUUGAUAAUGACUAAAUAUUUUUUAAAACAUUUGUAUUUUAAUCAUAUGAGAUCUUUUCCUCUUUGAUGAGCUUGAUACGAUGAAAAGGCCCAUUUUAAUAACAUUUAUUAACAACUGUUGUUACUGAUUGCAAACAAAUUCUUACAUUAACCCAUUUAUGCCUAGCGUUUACAAAAAAGGCAUAAUGCGGCGUCUCAUCGGGGUCUACACUGUUUGCUAAUAAAGGAAUUUCUGUAAGAAAUAUUCUAAGAAUAGAAAGAUAUACCAGAAACCCCUUUAAUAGGAAAUAGACUCCUCUAACUGUUAAGGUCAGAAGAGUCCACUAGGUCUAAAUGGGUUAAAAAAAUGUAGCAAGAUAUUCAUGAACCAUUCAUUGACUCUUCCUUUUACCUUCUGGAAACACACUCGCACAUGAAGGAAUCAUUUUUCAAAGUUGUUAUAAUGUGUUAUAUAUAUCUAAUCAUAGAUAAAUGUAAAUUCAUAUAUUUUCUCAAAUGACUGGAACUAGUACCAUUCGCGAGGUAGUGAGGAAAUAAAUGACUUUCAUCAUUAAAUUUGUGCAAAUUGCAAUGUUCAUUAAAUAAUUGUUAUAUAUACAUUAUUGAUAUGUGUAUUUUGUAGGCUUAAUAACUUAUUAAAAGUGUGUGAAUCUCUGGACCUUGUAUCUUGUCAGAUAAUGUUAUUGCAUUUAUUUCUGUUUAGUUGGUUGUUGUUUCUGUGAAAUAUAACUUCAUCAUAUUUUUGUAAUCACUCUUGUUUUCAAUCUUGUAAAUAUACUUAUGUUCAUUUAGUAAUAUAUGGUAUGCAUGUCUCUAGCGCAAACAUUUGUAAAUAAGACAUAUAUUGUAAAUUGUUUUAAACUAUGUUGAACUUGUGUACAAAUGAGUUGUACACUCCCCAUGCACACAUUUUAUUAUAUACACAUGAUGUGCUGUAAAUAAUGACAUAUUUAUAAACAAAUUUAAGUGUUAUUAUUAUGUGCUGGUUAUUUUAUGAACUUUUUAUAUUUGUUAUUAACAGAAACAAUAUUGAAAUGUUUCCUGUAAAGGAACAAAUAAAACUAAUUACUGAA